AUGUGGACUUGCGUGGAAAGCCGAGACGGCCAGUUUGGCCAAAUGAUCAGGAAGAUUGUCUUUGGCGACAUUUACGAAAACGAGGAUUAUGCACGACAGCGCAUUCCCAUUCCCAAAAACAUUGAGCUAAAGAUGGGGAAGACGUCGAAACUGGACGAUAUGCGAUCAGUAACUGUAGUUCCGAUGGAGCCCGAAAUGCUCCCGCUCUCCGCCCUCCCGUGUUCUGAAAUUAAGUUAGAAAGGAGCGACAACGAGCUUGACUUUGAAGAGUCGGAAUUGAUGAUCGACGAGAUGGAAGACGAAGACGCUGAAGAAACCCAUGGCAACUCUCUCAAUCUGCUUUCCGCUGAUGACGCUGCCCGACUCACUGAAAUGCUCGUUUCCGCGCAGAACAAUUGCAACCCGCAACAAGAUCUAGUCCUCACCGGAAGCAUAAGUAAUUUGCUGGGGCAAGGAAGGCCGCAAAGGCCACUAGCUCCUGCUCCGGCGAAAAAAACUCCGUCGAACAAUCGAAAGUCGAAAAAUCCCUCUUGGAGCAAACAAAACGGCACUGGAAAAAGGAACAGGAUCGAGAAGGAGCAAAACGGAGACUCGUUGACAAGUCGUUAUCGCGACACUUUGAUUCACAAGUUCGACAAAGACGAAUUGAUCGUCCGUUUGAACCGGGACGAGGUCGACUUCCGGCCUUACUUCGACGAGCAAUUCUGCUUCCUCCGCCUCGUUGUCGUCGACGAAAAAGUCUCGAAUUAUAUUUAUUGCGUCAACUGCAAGCAACUGCUCUGCUUCUUCGCGAUCAACGUCAACUCGGGCGGCAAAGUUCAGACGAACACGAUAAAAAAGCACAGUUCUGUUUGCAAAUCUAACGCGGCGAAUGGCCCCUCUUCAUAUUCAGAAAUCAAUGCUCCUCCUUUAUUAUCAUCUCUUCCUGCUAACUCUAUUUAG
This is a messenger RNA of Oikopleura dioica, 942 nucleotides long. The record is from the annotation of a GenBank genome assembly. NCBI's taxonomy places the organism in Eukaryota, Metazoa, Chordata, Appendicularia, Copelata, Oikopleuridae.